AUGUCGUUCAUUCUCAUGAAGAAGAAGAGAUUUGAAUUUAAAGUGGAUUUCUACUUGGAGGAGUUGUCGUCGGUCCCCUUUGUCAACGGCGUCUUAUUUUGUAAAGUUCGCCUCGUACAUGGUUCCUUCGUCCAAGAGUCUUCUCGGGAACCCGUCCAAGCCAACUGUGUGCACUGGAAGAAGAGAUUCUCCUUCAUGUGUAAGAUGAGCGCCAAUGCUCGGACAGGUGUAUUGGACCCGUGUGUGUGUCGGGUAUCGGUGCGCAAGGAAUUGAAGGGUGGGAAAGCAUUUGCAAAGCUGGGCUUUGCUGACUUAAACCUGUCUGAGUUUGCUGGGUCGGGCAGCACUACAAGAAGAUGUCUCCUGGAGGGAUAUGACACUAACAAAACCAGACAAGACAAUUCUAUUCUCAAGGUGGUUAUCACAACACAACUUAUGUCUGGAGACCCCUGCUUUAAAACCCCCCCAUCUACAGCUAUGACACUGGGUAUUCCUCAGACUGAGUCAGAGUGUCUACUCAAGGAGCGCAAAGGAGGAGACAUGCCCAUAUCUAAUUCAGCAACAGGGACUCCAGUUCUCGAGAAAAGGCUUACCAGUGGCCACACAAGAACAUCAAGCUACACCAGUCAACAGUCCAAAGUCUCAGGUUACAGCUCAAAUAAUUCCAGUUCACCAGAUCUGAGCCACCGACGGAACGCGUCAGGUGGUUCUACCUCAAUAGGAAUUGACAGCAUCCCGGAGCCCAAUGAGCAGCAGGCAGACAGAUUAGAAAAGGAGAGCCGGUCCUCUCCUCCAAACUGCCAUCAUACAACAGAGCCGAGCUCCACACCUGCUAAGGCUUCAAGACAUCCAGUCAAGCAGAACUCAGUGGAGAAUCAGCUGAUGCGAGUGAACGCCACGAGAGUCGACGCAGACGACAUCAUUGACAAAAUUCUGCAGGGCCAGGAUUUCAGUCACAGUAUCUUGGACUCCAGUACGGAGGAGGAAGGACUCAGCUUGUUUGUCGGUCCUGGCGGGAGCACAGCUUUGGGAAGCCAGCACAGUCGGGUCGCGGCGGGAGCAUUCGAGCAGGUGGUCAUCAAGCGCUAA
This is a messenger RNA of Nerophis lumbriciformis (worm pipefish), 1089 nucleotides long. The record is from RefSeq and is a predicted model, not a curated record. NCBI's taxonomy places the organism in Eukaryota, Metazoa, Chordata, Actinopteri, Syngnathiformes, Syngnathidae.